Messenger RNA from Drosophila bipectinata, 615 nucleotides. It is a transcript of the gene mRpL41, whose product is annotated as mitochondrial ribosomal protein L41. Gene Ontology annotation, cellular component: mitochondrial large ribosomal subunit. Lineage: Eukaryota; Metazoa; Arthropoda; Insecta; Diptera; Drosophilidae. The record is from RefSeq and is a predicted model, not a curated record. Gene Ontology annotation, biological process: translation. Gene Ontology annotation, molecular function: structural constituent of ribosome.
AUCAGCUGUUUUCGGCAGCCGCAUUUGUUAUUUAACCAGCCACAAUUUUACGGAUCGAAAUAGCUUUAACAAUGAAUAACUGUAUGAAACUGCUCCCGGUGGCUGUCAAGUGCCAGCAGAGGACCAUCAGCACAACCGCCGUCCUGGAGGGAAAACGGAACUUUCGCAAGUUCGUCGUCUACAACAAGCGAGGAACGCGUGUGGUAAAGGAGGCCCAGAGAACCAUGGCCAACCCGCCAGUGCCCAUACACAAGCGUGGAGUUCGCGACACAGGCAUUAAAAUCGACGGAAAUUACAUUGAGAUCCCCGAAAAGAUUCCGGAACUCAUCGUACCCGAUCUCACCGGCUGCAAGCUCAAGCCCUACGUCUCUUACAAAGCUCCGGACGUCGUUCAAUCUGAAUUCACCAGUCUGGACUUGUUUAAUGCCAUCUAUUCCAAGAAGAUUAUAGAGGACUUUAAGGCGGGGACCCUGCAGGCUGAUGGAAGUGCCAAGGAACCUUCCCCCAACGAGCAGCUUACUGCGGAAGAGGCAUACCAGCGAGCUCGAAAGACGGGCACCGACAUUUUCUAAGCAUAGGUUUAUUUUUGUUAAAUACAGAGUCUAAAAUCCACUA